Molecule: messenger RNA, 1136 nt
Organism: Zingiber officinale
Lineage: Eukaryota; Viridiplantae; Streptophyta; Magnoliopsida; Zingiberales; Zingiberaceae
Product: plasmodesmata-located protein 8-like
Exons: 3
Coding region: 26-880 (284 amino acids)
Cellular component (GO): plasmodesma
Source: RefSeq, a predicted model, not a curated record
GAUCGUUUGCGUAUCAAGUCGCAACAUGUUCCUCAAGAAUUACCGCCACGUCAUCAUCAUCUUCUUCUUCUACGGUCUGCUUCUCUUCCGGCGAUCGCAAGCUUCCUCCUUCAUAUACGCCAGCUGCUCGCCGGGGAAGUACGAUCCCAUCACGCCGUUCCAGUCCCAUCUCGCUUCCCUCCUCGCCUCCCUCGUCGCCGGGGCCCCACUCGCCCUCUACAACAGUUACUCCGUCGGCGACAACUCCACCUUUCCCCCGGGCCUCGCCGCCUUCGGCCUCUUCCAGUGCCGCACCGACCUGCCUCCCGGCCACUGCGCCGCCUGCGUCCGCGACGCCGUCGAUCAGCUCUCCGUCGUCUGCCCCCGCUCCUUCGCCGGCUCCCUCCAGCUCGCCGCCUGCUUCGUCCGCUACAGCAACGAGAACUUCCUCGGCAAGCCGGACGCCGCGCUGGUGUUCCGCCUCUGCGGCACCGCCGCCGCCGGCAGAGCCUCCGGCGACGCCACGGCGUUCCUGCAGCAGCGCGAGGCCGUGCUGGCCGACCUCCUCGGCGCCGCGAGCUACCUGGUGAGCACCUCCGGCACGGUGCAGGGCGACGCGCAGUGCCUCGGCGAUCUCAUCGCCGCCGACUGCGCCGCGUGCCUGGCGCAGGCGGUGUCGCAGCUCAGGGCAGUCUGCGGCGACGCCCUCUCCGCCGACGUGUACCUGGCCCAGUGCUACGCCAGGUACUGGGCUCCCGCCCACUACUUCCAGGCCGCCAUUAGCGCAGAUUACUCUGAUGAUCAUGAUCACACUGCAAGAAAUGUGGCGAUAGUUCUGGGAAGCUUGGCCGGGCUGCUGGUCGUCAUAAUCCUCCUCUCCUUUGUGAAAAGAACAUGUUAAUGAAUGGAGGAGUCAUAUGAUGAGCUUGGGGGGAUCAAUUCGAUUUUUACUUGUACGUGCGAGGGUAGAUGAUGGACGUUUACUUGCGAGGAUGAAAGCGAGCGGAAGAAAGGGGGGCGUGCAGAUGUAAACAUGUUUAUACGGGUGUUUAUUAGAUAAAGAAAUACUUUCGAUUGAACUGGAAUUUUUGAUCGACCCCCACCCUAUUUUUCAAAUACCAAAACACUCUUUUCUACAGUGAUAUUUUACUAUUUUA